AUGGCUCCCCGCGUCGCUAUCGUUUUCUACUCGAUGUACGGCCACAUCCUGCAGUUGGUCGAGGAAGAGGCCAGAGGUAUCAGAGAGGCUGGUGGUGAGGUCGACAUCUACCAGAUCCCCGAGACUCUCACCUCCGACGUCCUUGAGAAGAUGGGUGCUCCCGGAAAGUCCUCAUACCCUGAGCUCAAGAACCCCGAGACCCUUGAGAAGUACGACGGCUUCCUCUUCGGUAUUCCCACCAGAUACGGCAACUGGCCCGCUCAGUUCAAGGCCUUCUGGGACAAGACUGUAAGCUACAUCACCGGUGCCUUCUGGGGCAAGUACGCUGGUGCCUUCGUUUCCACCGCCACCCCCGGUGGUGGUCAGGAGUCCACCAUCAUCAGCGCCAUGUCGACCUUCGUUCACCACGGCAUGAUCUUCGUUCCCCUCGGCUACAAGACUGUCUUCGGCACUCUUGCUGACCUCACUGAGACCAACAACAAGCAGGAGGUUGUCGGUGGUGGUGCUCCCGUCACCGAGCCCAGCCAGACAAGCACAACACAAGCACCAAAGCAGCAGACCUCGACCGAGCCUCAACAUAAGGAGGAGCACGACAAGUCUGGUCCUUGUGGCUUGCCCGUCAAGUGCAUCCUCUCCUAG
Molecule: messenger RNA, 639 nt
Organism: Aureobasidium musti
Lineage: Eukaryota; Fungi; Ascomycota; Dothideomycetes; Dothideales; Saccotheciaceae
Source: the annotation of a GenBank genome assembly